Arachis stenosperma is the source of this 1095-nucleotide messenger RNA. RefSeq lists its product as uncharacterized. The transcript has 7 exons. Gene Ontology annotation, cellular component: nucleus; cytoplasm. The record is from RefSeq and is a predicted model, not a curated record. NCBI's taxonomy places the organism in Eukaryota, Viridiplantae, Streptophyta, Magnoliopsida, Fabales, Fabaceae.
AAAACUUCGAAGAAAAUGGUGAAGCUCGCGGGAGCGUGGAAAAAUGUGGUCUUCACAUUCCGAAAGCCUUCUCUGCCAAACCAUGGCGUUGUAGCUUCCUCGUGUUUCUGCACGCUCGCUGCUAAGCGGGUGGGAACUCACAGUGGAACCUUUCACUGCGACGAAGCACUCGCUUGCUUCAUGCUUCGCCUUACCCAAUACUUCUCCAAUGCCCAUAUUCUAAGAACUAGAAACCCAAACGUUUUGGAAACACUUGAUGCAGUAGUCGAUGUUGGAGGCGUGUAUGACCCUAAAUGACACCGUUACGAUCACCAUCAAAGAGGCUUCGAUGAAGUGUUGGGUCAUGGCUUUGCCACUAAGCUAAGCAGCGCUGGCCUUGUCUACAAGCAUUAUGGGUUGGAGAUAAUUGCAAAGGUGCUUCAGCUUGAUGAAGGACACCCUCAUGUACAUCAGUUAUAUAAAGCUGUAUACAGAAACUUUGUAGAGGCAGUUGAUGCUGUGGAUAAUGGAGUGAAUCAAUAUGACAUCGAAGAACCUCCAAAAUAUGUAAUUAAUACUAGCUUGUCCUCCAGAAUAAAACGAUUGAAUUUAGAUUGGAUGGAUUCUGAUCAGUCACCUGAGAGAGAAAAUGAGGCCUUUCAUCGUGCAAUGUCCCUGGCCGGUGAUGAAUUUUUGGAUAAUGUGAACUAUUAUGCAAAAUCAUGGUUACCGGCACGGUCGAUUGUUAUGGAGUGUCUUGCAGCAAGAGAAACUAUUGAUUCUAGUGGAGAAAUCAUAAAGCUGACUAGAUCUUGUCCUUGGAAAUUUCACAUACAUGAGCUUGAGAAGGAAAUGGAAAUUAGUCCUUCCAUCAAAUAUGUUCUUUAUCCGGAUGAUAGAAGCGAGAAGUGGAGACUGCAGGCAGUGGUAAUUUCACCUGCUAGAUUCGAGAGCAGAAAACCAUUACCAUCCCCUUGGAGGGGUUUGGAGAAUGACAAGCUCUCUGAGGUUGCUGGCAUCCCAGGUUGUACAUUUGUUCACAUGAGUGGUUUUAUCGGAGGAAAUCAAACUUAUGAAGGUGCUCUAGCUAUGGCAAGAGCAUCCUUAAAGGCUUAG